GUACCCCCAAGGCAUUCUAAAUCAUUGGUAUUAUGGCAUCACCCUUGUUCUUCCUCCUGCUACUUCAGUCUUUUCUUGUUUCUAGUUCUGCUUCUUCCACCACUUCUUUACUUAAUCAAACAGAAACUCUUCUCAAAUGGAAAGCUAGUCUUGACAACCAAAGCCAAAGCUUCCUCUCUUCCUGGGUUGGGGAAACUCCCUGCAGUUGGGUUGGAAUUGCUUGUGACAAAGUUGGAAGCAUCACCAACAUAAGCCUUUCAAAUUUUGGUCUCAAAGGUACACUCGACAACCUUAACUUCUUGGCCUUCCCCAACCUAAUUCGCUUUGAUGUUGGUAAUAAUUCACUUUAUGGGGCCAUUCCUUCUGACAUCGUUAACUUGUCCAAACUCACUUUUUUCAAUUUGUCUACUAAUGAUCAUUUUUCUGGAAAUAUUCCCAAGGACAUAGGAAGGUUGAGUUUGCUUACCGUACUUGACCUUGCUUGGAACCAACUUAGUGGUUCACUUCCUGUUUCAAUAGGAAAUUUAAGCAAUGUAUCUUACCUUGCAGUCACUGGCAAUAACCUCAACGGUUCCUUGCCUCAAGAAGUUGGAAUGAUGAGAUCACUUCUUGUGGGUCAUUUAGCAUUGAAUUCCUUUACUGGUCCAAUCCCUGCAUCAAUAGGAAAUUUAAGCAAUUGUCAAUAUCUUUACCUUUUUGAAAAUGAGCUAUCUGGUUCAAUUCCUAGUGAAAUAGGAAGCUUAAGUUCACUUAUUGAUCUUCGCCUUGAAGACAAUCAGUUAUCUGGUUCUAUUCCUAGUGAAAUAGGAAGGUUAAGUUCACUUAAUAUUCUUGACCUUCGUGACAAUCAGUUAUCUGGUUCUAUUCCUAGUGAAAUAGGAAGGUUAAGUUCACUUAAUUUUCUUGACCUUCAUGACAAUCAGUUAUCUGGUUCUAUACCUCCUGAACUUGGGAUGAUAAGAAAUCUUAAUACGCUUGAUUUUUCCAGUAACUCCUUAACUGGUAUGAUCCCGAAAGCAAUGGGAAAUUUGAGCCAUUUAGGAUUUCUUUACCUUUAUACAAAUGAGCUCUCUGGUUCUAUUCCUCGUGAAAUAGGAAUGAUUCAAUCACUUUUCCACUUGGAGUUGUUAGAAAAUAAUCUCAUAGGUGUUAUACCGACUUCCAUAGGAAACUUGACAAAUCUUACUAUUUUAAAUCUGGGAGAUAACAAGCUUUCUGGUCCAAUCCCAGCUUCCAUAGGAAACUUGACAAGACUUACUCUUUUACAGCUUAGAAAUAACUCUUUGUCUGGUCCUAUUCCGGUUGAAAUGAAUAACCUCACUGUUUUGGAAUCUUUACAAUUAAAUGAUAAUCAACUCACUGGCCGUGUACCUGACAACGUAUGCCUUGGUGGCUCACUCAAAUAUUUGGCUGUCAGAAGAAACAAUUUAACUGGUCCCAUCACAAGAAGUUUGAGAAACUGCACUAGCUUAUACAGGGCAAGGCUUGAAGAGAAUCAACUUGAAGAAAAUAUAUCAGAAGCUUUUGGCAUUUAUCCCAGCUUGGAUUUUAUUGAUUUGAGUGAUAACAAGUUGUACGGUGAACUUUCUCCAAAUUGGGGUCUAUGUCAAAAGCUCACAAGCUUGAUGAUCUCCAACAAUAAGGUAUCUGGUAGGAUACCUCCUGAGCUAGCUCAAGCCACUAACUUGACUCGGCUUGACCUCUCUUCAAAUCAGCUGAGUGGGGAAAUUCCUAAGGAAAUAGGCAAGCUAACAACCCUGGUUUAUCUCUUGCUAAAUGACAACCAACUCGUUGGUAGAAUCCCACCGGAGAUAGGAAACCUAGUUAAUCUGCAACAACUUAGCUUGGCAAAGAACAAUCUGACUGGAGCAAUUCCAGAACAACUUGGGAAUUGCUUUAGGUUAUUACAAUUGAACCUGAGCGACAAUCUAAUUGGGGAAAGUAUUCCACCUGAAAUAAGCAAAAUAUUUGCCCUUCUAACUCUUGAUUUGAGUUGGAAUUUGUUAUCAGGAGAGAUUCCACAAGAGCUUGGAAGAUCACGUGUGUUGGAAACACUGAAUCUUUCUCAUAAUAUGCUCUUCGGUUCCAUUCCCCAUACUUUUGAUGACUUGAAGAGCUUAACAUAUGUUAACAUCUCUUAUAAUCAGUUAGAGGGCCCUAUUCCGCCUAUUAAAGCUUUCCUUGAUGCCCCAUUUGAUGCUCUUAGAGACAAUAAAGGCCUCUGCGGUAAUAUCACUGUUCUCCCGCAUUGUGAAUCCAAAAGCCAGAAGAAAAGCAGCAGCGGACAUGUAAUUUUAAUCAUUACUCCAGUUUUGGGCGUUCUAUCUCUGUUAUUUAUCUUGGUGGGGUGUUUACUUCUUGUUCGUCAUAAAAAAUCUGAGAUAAAAGAGCGCCAAUUUCAAGAUAUAUUUGCCAUAUGGGGAUAUGAUGGGGAAAUCCUCUAUGAAAACAUUAUUGAAGCAACGGAGCAAUUCAACUCCAACUAUUGCAUUGGCUCAGGAGGAUAUGGAAAUGUGUACAAAGCUCUACUGCCAACUGGUCGAGUUGUUGCGGUUAAGAAACUUAACCUAUCAGAUGACAAUCAAUCCGUCAAUUUGCGAGCAUUUGAAAGCGAGAUUCGUGCUUUAGCGGACAUACGACAUCGGGGAGCUUGAGGACAGUUUUGAGCAACCCAGAAGAAGCGGCAGAGUUGGA
Messenger RNA from Rubroshorea leprosula, 2694 nucleotides. Lineage: Eukaryota; Viridiplantae; Streptophyta; Magnoliopsida; Malvales; Dipterocarpaceae. The record is from the annotation of a GenBank genome assembly.